GUGGUGAUGUGAAGUCACAGUUCAGUCAUGAUGGAUGAAGGUACAAGUGAAGCUUGAACGAUGGAUGAUGGAGUGAAAGCGCUCAGCCUCAGAUAACUUCCCACUUGCUCACGCCGCAUGAAUGCCAUGGGGUUCGAUAUCGCGGUCACUGACCGAGUGAGCCCUGCGCUUGUUCCUCACGGCUUCAAAUUACGCGUGCCCCCCUGGAUCCUCCUCUUUGUUCUCGCGAUAUGUGGCUUAUCGGAAAGUAGACCUGCAGGCAGUGUCAACGGUCAAAACGGCCAAAACAAGAAUCAAUACAGGACUGGUGCAAACACAAGCAUCCGAUGUCUGAAAUGGGGAGGAUGGCUUGAGGCUUGGGAGACCCAGGGGCAACCAUGAAGAGGUGUGCAUAGAUGGAGGAUAACUUCACCCUGACAUCCAUGCAAAGUUUGAUUGUG
Molecule: messenger RNA, 440 nt
Organism: Hyaloscypha bicolor E
Lineage: Eukaryota; Fungi; Ascomycota; Leotiomycetes; Helotiales; Hyaloscyphaceae
Exons: 1
Coding region: 118-381 (87 amino acids)
Source: RefSeq, a predicted model, not a curated record